GGGAAUCCAACUGUUUCCGGCGUCUGGUUCGUGCUGUUGUUGUUGUGAAAGAUUCAUCUAACAGCAGAUAUCUGGAGUCAUGAAGCAGCUCCCACCAGAAACUGCACGACUCCUGUCCAGCUCCCAGGUCAUCACUUCUGUGGUGAAUGUUGUGAAAGAACUUAUUGAGAAUUCCCUGGAUGCUGGAGCUUCAAGCAUUGACGUGAAACUGGAUAACUAUGGUUUGGAUCGUAUAGAAGUACGCGACAAUGGCCAUGGAAUCAAAGCUGGAGAUACUCCUGUGAUGGCUGUAAGACAUUUCACCUCAAAGAUCUGUAGCCAUGAAGAUUUAGAGCAGCUGGAAACAUAUGGCUUCAGGGGGGAGGCACUGGGCUCCGUCUGCGCUGUGGCUGAGGUGGCUGUUACCACGAAGACGGAGGAAGAUGACAUCAGCACCCAGUACAUGCUGGACCUCACAGGGAAAAUAGUUUCACAGAAGCCGUCUCACCUAGGUCAAGGUACAUCAGUGAGUGUGAUGAAGCUUUUCAAGAACCUUCCAGUGAGAAGACAGUACUACUCCUCCACAAAGAAGUGCAAGGAUGAACUGAAGAAAAUGCAGGACCUGCUGAUGGCUUACGCCAUUUUAAAACCUGAGCUGAGGCUAAUGCUAGUUCACAAUAAGGUGGUGCUUUGGCAGAAGGCCAGGGCUGCUGAUACCAGAAGUGUGCUCCUCGCCACCCUGGGCUCCACUACUGUUGCUAACCUGCUCCCAUGUCACCAGCGCCAGGAGCAGCUGGAGAUUACUUUAGAUGGCUUUUUUCCAAAGCCUGGAGCUGACCUCUGCUCUACAAGCUCAUCUACCCCUGACAAAACAUUUAUAUUUGUCAAUAACCGGCCAGUCCAUCAAAAGGAGAUAAUGAAGCUGUUGCGCCAACACUUCUCUGCUCAGUACUCGGACGACGCAGCCAGAAAUCGAUAUCCCACCCUUGUGCUGAAAAUCACAGUCCACAGUCCCAGUUCUGUGGAUGUAAAUCUAACGCCGGACAAGACACAGGUUCUUCUUCAUGACAAGGAGGCUGUGUUGACUGCAGUAGAGGCAUUGCUGGUUUCUCUGUACGGGUUUCGGCCUACCGCUGACCUCCCAGCUGAGAAGCCGCCGAGCCAUGACACAAUUCCAUCACCAUCUGGUCCUUUGCAGACCGAUGUUUUACCUGUGGAAAAAGAGGGAAACAAAGACAGGCAUACCAGUCUCACCAGCUUUAAUGGCAUUUCACCUGCUGACAAAACUCUAUCAGCUGCAAGCACUGAUGCUUUACUUGAUCGUCAGCCCUCGAACUGUAGCUCUUCAUCGUCUAUAGCAGAUGACUGGAUAGUCAACCAGAUCCCAGUUGAGCUCCACUCGAACUUUUCCCUGUAUGAUGAUGAAAUGGAUAAAAGGUGCACUCAUGAUACAGAAACCGGUACAGGGAGCAAAUCUCCGGAGAAUCUUGCAGACAAUGAAGUAUCAGCUUCAGAAGCCAGUAAAGAUCAGAUAUCAGCUGAGGACUGGAGUCGGGGGACAGUUCUGACCGACCCUACAACAGGAGAACCUCUGCAGCCCAUCAUAAUUCACCAGCCCACGAAGCACAGUCAUUCUGAUUCUGACGAGGCAAAAAGUCAGAGCGGCUCAGGCAAAAAGAUGUUCAACGCAAUAACGGAGAAACGAGCUGCCCUGACAGCCUACGACAUGAUCUGCAAUCGUGCCAUGAGGGCUCCGCUGACUCCUGCUGCCCUGUUUGAGAAAGAGGCCAGAGCUGAGGUCCUUAGGGAGAGCCCCAAUGCCAGCCUGCAGGAUAUCAGCAUCUCUGUUAACGAGAGGUGGAAAAAUCUGGGGGAGGAAGAGCGUAAGAAGUACGAGGAAAAAGCAAAAAAACACCUGGAACACCAUGGCGAGAGGACCAAGUUGGCCUCAGCAGAAGGCCCUGGGGAACCCGCUGGGAGCACCCUGAGGGGGCAAAUACAGGGUCAGAAACGCAAGGCCCCGGCGUCCAACCAGCAGCUGCUUGAUGAGCUCUUCACUGCACAGCCCCAAAAGAAGUUAAGAAACCCUGCGAGUAAGCCCUCGCAGCCCCUCCCGUGCAGUAUAGCCGCUCUUCGCCUUCAGCUUCAGCGCCUCUCAUCCCAGAGCAGCGCAGCGCCGCAGGGCCUCCGUCUUGUAAACCGGCUGGCCUCUCAGAGCGCCUGGGUCAUUUUAUGUGGUCAGAGGCUCAUGUUGUUAAACCCAUUUCGAGUGGAGGAGACCUUGCUGUUUAAGAGACUUCUAGAGAAUAAUAUACUUCCAGCAGUGAGUCUGGAGAACCCUGUACAGUUAACAGAUGGAAGUCUUGGGGGAGCUGAAUAUACGAAGGCUUUGUGCAACAUGGAGAAGCAAAACCCUGACCUGCAUGGAGGGACCUUCUUUUCUGAUUCCAGACUUGUGGCUAAUGGGUUUAGAAUCAAACUCACUCCAGGCCUCAUGUCAGCCGAGAGACAUCUGGAAGUGACAGCGAUGGCAAACUGUGUGCCUUUUCUCGGUGUGGAGGACCUCAGAGAGAUCCUGACAGCAGUUCUUCACAGGAAGGCCUCGACUGUUAAAGACUGCCGGCCGCUUAAAGUUACAAACUACUUACAAGGAGAGGCAGUUCGACUGGCCCGUCAGCUGCCUGCAAAUUUAUCUCGGGAAGACGUGGAGGAAACUCUCCGGCGGAUGAAGCAGCAGCUGGGUGAGACCAACCGGACCUGCAUCCACGGACGACCGUUUCUCCAACACCUAACGGAUGUUCCCUCCACAGACAAGGAAGCAACAUCUCUGUUCAGGUCUUUAGAUUUGUAACGAAUGAAAAAACUUUCUAUCAACAGUAUAUUCAGCUCUUUUAGCGUCUAUCAUCAUUUAAGAUUCCCAAUAUGUUAACUUGAUUGUUGUCUUGGAUGAUAUUUAACUGUGUUGCAACCAUGACAUUAAAGAGGUAUUUUGUUCAUAUUUUUGUAAAGAUAAUACAAAUAUAAAACAGAAAAGAAAACGGUGUCAUCAUUCCUGUGUGAUUACAGAGAUUUGGGGAUUUCAAAAGAGCAU
This is a messenger RNA of Cololabis saira (Pacific saury), 3070 nucleotides long. It is a transcript of the gene pms1, whose product is annotated as PMS1 homolog 1, mismatch repair system component. Gene Ontology annotation, molecular function: ATP-dependent DNA damage sensor activity; mismatched DNA binding; ATP hydrolysis activity. Gene Ontology annotation, cellular component: MutLalpha complex. NCBI's taxonomy places the organism in Eukaryota, Metazoa, Chordata, Actinopteri, Beloniformes, Belonidae. The record is from RefSeq and is a predicted model, not a curated record. Gene Ontology annotation, biological process: mismatch repair.